This is a messenger RNA of Loa loa (African eye worm), 390 nucleotides long. RefSeq lists its product as hypothetical. The record is from RefSeq and is a predicted model, not a curated record. The transcript is spliced from 2 exons. Lineage: Eukaryota; Metazoa; Nematoda; Chromadorea; Rhabditida; Onchocercidae. Bases 57 to 287 code for a protein of 76 amino acids.
UACAGCAGUUCAAGUUGUUCAGCCGAAUCAGUCGAGCAAUAAGGACGUCAUAGUAGAUGAUGGUAUUCCAGAUGUGUCCACAUAUCACUUGUAAUGCGAUCAUACAGGGCACAACCAAAUGUUUAGAACAUCGCCGAAAACACAGUGAAUCAUUUCGUUAUCAUUGCAAGCAGCUCGGUUAUGGGGAAGCAUUUCACAAUCAUUCAUCAUCAUUUUUUCCACACAAGGAAGAGCAUCAACCUAAAUUUAAAAGUGCGGUAUUUCCUCGAGCCACAAGAGACCACUGAAUAGGCACAAGGAAGAUUCCUGCAUAGCUUCUCUUGAGUUUUGGAAACUCAGCAGAAUUUUUCGCAUUUUUAUAAAAUAUGUUACGAAAUAUUUGUGACCGUG